Messenger RNA from Rotaria sp. Silwood2, 1116 nucleotides. Lineage: Eukaryota; Metazoa; Rotifera; Eurotatoria; Philodinida; Philodinidae. The record is from the annotation of a GenBank genome assembly.
AUGGCAACAGUUCUUGAAUAUCCAACAACAUCGGAUGAUGAAGAAUCUUUUGAUGAUGAAAAAACAGCAAGUGGCUCAUUUCGAAAUGGAGAUUUUCAAGGACGAGUUUUUAAAUGGACUAAUUAUUUACAUGGAUGGCAAGAAAGAUAUGUCAUAUUAAAAAAUGGAUUUUUAAAUUAUUAUAAAAAUGAAUACGAUAUUGGUGUUGGUUGUCGAGGAGCUCUUUCUGUUAAACAAGCUCUUAUUCAGUCUCAUGAAUUUGAUGAAUGUCGUUUUGAUGUACGUGUUGGUGAUUCUGUAUGGUAUUUACGUGCGCAUAGUCCUAGUGAUCGUGAACAAUGGAUACAAGCAUUAGAAGAUCAUAAACAAAUGUGUAAAAGUGAAUCCGGUUAUGGAAGUGAAACAAGUUUAAGACGUCAUCCAAGUCUUGGUUCAUUAGCAUCAACAGCUAGUGCUAGUGUUGCUUCAACUGGUUCAUUUAAAAAAGAUCGUAGUUUAAAAGAAAAAUUAAAUGAAUUAGAAACAUUUCGAGAAUUACUUGUACAACAAGUUGCUACAUUACAAACUUACUUUGAUGCAUGUGCUAAUGCAGUAACAAAAGGAUUUGAACCAUAUCAAAAAGAAUAUGAAAAUGCAACUGAUUUAGAUUUCGAAGAAUCAUUAGAUAAAAAUGAUUCAAAAUUAAUAUCAAAUGAUGACACUAUCAAAAAUUUAUCUGUGAAACCAAAAAUUGAUCGAUUGGCACUUAAUGAUCAUGCAGCUAUGGCUAUCGAUUUCAAAGGAGAAGCUUUAACAUUUAAAGCAACAACAGAUGGUGUUAUACAUAAUGUAGCAUUUUCUAUUGAAUUAAUGCAAAAACGAGAAGAUAUUUGGAGAAAAAAAUAUGAAAAAGAAUUGGAACGUCGUAAAAAAUUUCAAGAUUUAUAUAAUAAAAUAAAUAUACAAAAAAUUCCUGCACUUGGUUCACCAGAUGCUGAAGAAGGGCCACAUAGUACAUUAAAAGAAGAAGAAUUUUUCGAUGCACUUGAUCAAUCUCUUGAUCGAAUCGAUCGUGAAAAUGAUAAAUAUCAAUUUUCCGUAAGUAUUGAUAUUUUUUCGUUUUCAUUUUGGUUUUAG